AUGGUGACGACUCUUCAUCCAAGGCAGAUGGGCAAGCUAAGCCUGCGCGGCCCUACAAACGAGGAUGUUGUCGCAGUUGAGCCUUCAGCUAAGAAAUCUAAGAAUAAUGACGAUGUUGCCGUGGUGAUUAACGAGGACGGCAAUUCGCUCAAACGACGACUGCGCCCUAGGAAGCCCAAGACCACCGAGGCUGAGCCCAUUGCAACUAAAGCUGGGCCCGCGAAGAAGAAGCCGAGAGCGGCUCAAUCGCGCAAGAGCAAGACUGUCGAGGCCACCAAGACGAAAGAGACUGCGGUGAAGAAGAAGAUCAAGAUCGUCAGUUCCAGCACUUCUAACACGACGAGUGAUCAAGAUGUGGAGUCUGCGACCUCAAAGGGUAAUUCCUCAUCCGCCAAAGAGCCUCGAGUUAAGGGCGAAUCUUCUGAUGAUGUCCAAAUCAUCAAGAGUCAGCGAAAAGUCAUUACUAUUGACAGCACUGACGAGAGUUCAUAG
This is a messenger RNA of Fusarium odoratissimum NRRL 54006, 492 nucleotides long. RefSeq lists its product as uncharacterized. Lineage: Eukaryota; Fungi; Ascomycota; Sordariomycetes; Hypocreales; Nectriaceae. The record is from RefSeq and is a predicted model, not a curated record. The coding region runs from base 1 to 492 and encodes 163 amino acids. The transcript has 2 exons.